Porites lobata is the source of this 1362-nucleotide messenger RNA. The record is from the annotation of a GenBank genome assembly. NCBI's taxonomy places the organism in Eukaryota, Metazoa, Cnidaria, Anthozoa, Scleractinia, Poritidae.
AUGUCGAACCAGUCCGCCAUGGACUUAGGCAGCAACUCAAAGGAAGAAGAUAUCUCAGAUGGUGCAAAUAGGGGAACUAAAAGGAAACACAGCGACGCCAGUAAAGACCCGCCUCAGCUUAGUGUUAAACUUCCCCGCAUGAGUGAUAUCCAAUCACCAACAAAGGAUCGGAAUCAUGCACGCCUUCCUGUCGACAUUUUGUUACUGACUGUAAAGGACUGUGAGUUCUUAGCUUGUUAUAUGCACCUGAACAAUCCGUUCAGAUGUUGGUUCGAUGGUCUCGGUUUUGUUUACUUCGAGGACGAGAAUGAAGGCCAAGAGGAGAAAGUAGAAGUUGCUUUAUUGCGAUGCCAUGAAGGUUCUAGUGGUCCGGGAGGCUCCAUAGUAACUACAAAAAAUGCUGUCUCAGUGCUUAUGCCCAAAGCAGUUAUUUUAGUGGGAACGUGCGGUAGCCUCCGUCCUGAGGAAACCAAAUUGGGUGAUGUUGUAAUUUCUGCCAAAUUGACAACAUAUGGAUUGAAGGUAGUGACAAGUGAUAAAGAGCUGCACAAUAAUACAAGAACGUUUGCUAGCAAAAGAUUUCUUGACCUCAUUAAGGAUUCAGCUCUUGGCUGGGAGGCUCCCUUGGAGAACUCGGAAGAUCGAGAUGUCAAAAUUCACAGCAGCGGUGAGCUGUUGAGCGUUCAAGUAAUCAAUACAGAAUUGCGGCGUAAACAGCUGGCUGAAACCUUUCCUCUGGCAGUGGCUGUUGACACCGAAGCCGAAGGUAAUGAAAUCCCUGGUGGGGUAGGGGUGGAAAGUUGGGGGCUGGGGUAUUAUAGCAAAAUUAGAAAAAAUAGGUUGCCCAUAGCAACGCGUCCUUUUUAAUGCCCUUAGGGGGUCCCUUAGGGGCAGGUUAAAAACAAGCGCGAGAUUUAACGAGCGCGCAAUCAAACUUGAUUGCGAUCGUCGCGACUUCGAUUACGUCGAAAACACCCAGACAGAGGCUCACCAUUUGGAUAAUCUGUUCAGCCUUCUAGGUUUUUAAAAUUUACAGGUUUUGAGAACGCACCUUUCAAUUUGAUAUCCUGUCAUUCAUUUCAUUUCUCAGCUAUACUCAAUGGUCCCAUUUAUAAGUGGUGCCGUGUUUCUGUUGCAGGACUGUACACAGCUGCAUUUGACCUCCAAGUUGAGUGGCUUGUUGUAAAGGGAAUUUCUAGUUAUGCAGAUGGCAGAGAGACCACAAAUGAAAAAUGGAGCCAAUUUGCAAGUGCUAAUGCCGCUUCUCUAGUUGCCAAGAUUUUAAAUGAUGAUGUUGUCUUCAAAAGAUGGCCUCAUUAUCAAGGAAACGACGACAAUUUUAUCAAAGGUAGGUUCGUUUAG